AGCUGCUGUGUGGUCACGUGAUCCGAGUAACAUGGCCGCUACUUCCUGAGCUCCGCCGGUGCCGGUCUGAAGCAGCUCGCGUGAGCUUUUGUGCGGCCAGAGGCAGGUGUGCAGGGGCGGGGUCCAGGCCCGGGUUCCGAGGCUGCACGCGGCGGCCGAGCGAGGCUGGCGGGCCCCGGGCGGCGUGGUCCAUGAGCCGGCGCCGGAGGCAGCGCGGAGCCGCAGACUCCCCUGGUCCCGGCGCGGCCCGGGCAGCCGCGGGCUGAGGAGCGGGGCUCUGGGGAGCGCCCCGACCUGCCACCAUGAAUCCCGAGAAGGACCUCGCGCCGCUUACACCCAACAUCGUGCGCGCUCUGAAUGACAAGCUCUACGAAAAGCGGAAGGUGGCAGCGCUGGAGAUCGAGAAGCUGGUCCGGGAGUUCGUGGCCCAGAACAACACCGUGCAAAUCAAGCAUGUGAUCCAGACCCUGUCUCAGGAGUUUGCCCUGUCUCAGCACCCCCACAGCCGGAAAGGGGGCCUCAUCGGCCUGGCCGCCUGCUCCAUUGCACUAGGCAAGGACUCAGGGCUGUACCUGAAGGAGCUGAUUGAGCCGGUGCUGACCUGCUUCAGUGACGCAGACAGCAGGCUGCGCUACUACGCCUGCGAGGCCCUCUACAACAUCGUCAAGGUGGCCCGAGGGGCCGUGCUGCCCCACUUCAACGUGCUCUUUGAUGGGCUGAGUAAGUUGGCUGCUGACCCAGACCCCAAUGUGAAAAGCGGAUCUGAGCUCUUAGACCGCCUUUUAAAGGACAUUGUGACGGAAAGUAACAAGUUUGACCUGGUGGGCUUCAUCCCCUUGCUGCGGGAGAGGAUUUACUCCAACAACCAGUAUGCCCGGCAGUUCAUCAUCUCCUGGAUCCUGGUUCUGGAGUCCGUGCCAGACAUCAACCUGCUGGAUUAUUUGCCAGAGAUCCUGGAUGGACUCUUCCAGAUCCUGGGUGACAAUGGCAAAGAGAUUCGAAAAAUGUGUGAGGUGGUCCUUGGAGAAUUCCUGAAAGAAAUUAAGAAGAACCCUUCCAGUGUUAAGUUUGCUGAGAUGGCCAACAUCCUGGUGAUCCACUGUCAGACCACGGAUGACCUGAUCCAGCUGACAGCCAUGUGCUGGAUGCGGGAGUUCAUCCAGCUGGCCGGCCGGGUGAUGCUGCCCUAUUCUUCUGGGAUCCUCACUGCCGUCCUGCCAUGUCUGGCCUAUGAUGACCGCAAGAAAAGCAUCAAGGAGGUGGCCAAUGUGUGCAACCAGAGCCUGAUGAAGCUGGUCACCCCUGAGGAUGAUGAGCCUGAUGACCCAAAGCCAGGGGUGCAGAGGCAGGCAGACCCCAGCCCCGAGGACUCCCUGGCAAAGCAGGAGGGGACAGCCGGUGGAGGCCCUGAGGGUUCUUGUGACUCCAGCUUCAGUAGCAGCAUCAGUGUCUUCACUCCAGCUAGCACUGAAAGGGCCCCUGUGACCCUCCACCUCGAUGGGAUUGUGCAGGUCCUAAACUGCCACCUCAGUGACAUGGCCAUCGGGAUGAUGACCAGGAUUGCUGUCCUGAAAUGGCUCUACCACCUCUACAUAAAGACUCCUCGGAAGAUGUUCCGGCACACAGACAGCCUCUUCCCCAUCCUACUGCAGACACUCUCGGACGAGUCUGACGAGGUUGUCCUGAAGGAUCUGGAGGUAUUGGCGGAAAUUGCCUCCUCUCCUGCAGGCCAGGCGGAUGACGCAGGCCCUCUUGAUGGCCCUCAUCUCCGGGUCAGCCACUCAGAGCUCCAGCUGCCCACGCCUGGCAGAGCUGGCCCACUGAGUGCCCCUGGUACCAAAGGCUUAGAAUGUUCUCCUUCCACUCCCACCAUGAACUCCUACUUCUACAAGUUCAUGAUCAACCUUCUCAAGAGGUUCAGCAGUGAGCGCAAGCUCCUGGAGGCCAGAGGCGCUUUCAUCAUCAGGCAGCUCUGCCUCCUGCUGAAUGCGGAGAACAUCUUCCACUCCAUGGCCGACAUCCUGCUGCGAGAGGAGGACCUCAAGUUCGCCUCGACCAUGGUCCACACCCUCAACACCAUCCUGCUCACCUCCACGGAGCUCUUCCAGCUGCGGAACCAGCUCAAGGACCUGAAGACACUGGAGAGCCAGAGCCUGUUCUGCUGCCUCUACCGCUCCUGGUGUCACAACCCGGUCACGACAGUGUCCCUCUGCUUCCUCACCCAGAACUACCGGCAUGCCUAUGACCUCAUCCAGAAGUUCGGGGACCUGGAGGUCACCGUGGAUUUCCUCACAGAGGUGGACAAGCUGGUGCAGCUGAUCGAGUGCCCCAUCUUCACAUAUCUGCGCCUGCAGCUACUGGACGUGAAGAACAACCCGUACCUGAUCAAGGCCCUCUACGGCCUACUCAUGCUGCUGCCCCAGAGCAGCGCCUUCCAGCUGCUCUCCCACCGGCUGCAGUGCGUGCCCAACCCCGAGCUGCUGCAGACCGAAGACAGUCUGAAGGCAGCCCACAAGUUGCAGAAAGCAGACUCCCCCAGCAUCGACUAUGCAGAGCUGCUGCAGCACUUUGAGAAGGUCCAGAAGAAGCACCUGGAAGUGAGGCACCAGCGGAGUGGGCGCGGGGACCACCUGGACCGGAGGGUUGUCCUCUGACAGGCCUGGGGAGAAGGGCCCAAGGAGUGGUCCCAUGGAGCACUCGGGGUCUUCAGGCCCCUCCCCGCAGAGCCCAACAACCUGUCUCAGGCAGGGUUGGGCCUGGCCACCAGCCCAGGGCAGGGUGUGGGGACAAAGGCUGUCCUCCCAAGCUCCUCUCAGCCCAGACCCCUGGGUCCCCAGCGCUGUCAUCUGUACCCUAGCAUUCAGACAGAGCUGGCUUCCCACCACUGGGGGGCCACAGCCUCAGACACCACCCGUUCUUUGGAAUCGUCUCUUUCUAAAACCUUUUGUCAAAGAGCUUGACCUCCCUGACCUGCCAGAGCUCUGGCUUCUUACUGGUAUGUGUGCACAUAGGAGAAUACAUACCUGUGUGCACAUAGCCAGCAGAGAGGUCCAAAUGAAUGAUGCACCCCCUGCCCGAAUAAAGAAAUGACAGAUAA
Molecule: messenger RNA, 3097 nt
Organism: Manis pentadactyla (Chinese pangolin)
Lineage: Eukaryota; Metazoa; Chordata; Mammalia; Pholidota; Manidae
Gene: VAC14
Product: VAC14 component of PIKFYVE complex
Exons: 19
Coding region: 303-2654 (783 amino acids)
Biological process (GO): positive regulation of kinase activity; phosphatidylinositol biosynthetic process
Cellular component (GO): PAS complex; endosome membrane
Source: RefSeq, a predicted model, not a curated record